Canariomyces notabilis is the source of this 2481-nucleotide messenger RNA. RefSeq names its product glycoside hydrolase family 31 protein. The record is from RefSeq and is a predicted model, not a curated record. The coding region runs from base 1 to 2481 and encodes 826 amino acids. The transcript has a single exon. Gene Ontology annotation, molecular function: hydrolase activity, hydrolyzing O-glycosyl compounds. NCBI's taxonomy places the organism in Eukaryota, Fungi, Ascomycota, Sordariomycetes, Sordariales, Chaetomiaceae. Gene Ontology annotation, biological process: carbohydrate metabolic process.
AUGGCUGACCGCUACACGUUUCCCUGCAACCCGGCAACAAACCCAAAGGCCAUUGUCACGGGCGGAAAGGGAGGCCACUAUCGCUUUUGCGUUCUGACGAACCGACUAAUACGCUUCGAAUGGUCAGAGGAUGGUGGCUUCGAGGACCGCGUGUCCACCUUUGCCCUCUUCAGAUGGUUCGAUGUCCCAAACUACCAAGUCAUAGACACGAACGACAGUCUCCAAAUCAUCACAGAGUACUUCCACCUUACCUACGACAAGAAGCCGUUCUCUUCCGAGGGGCUCUCGGUGAAAGUUGCCAACGAUGUCUGGCGAUACGACGGCAAGAGCUACGGCGACCUGGGCGGCACCGCCAGAACGCUUGACGGUGCCUAUGGCCGCGUCGAGCUGGAACCCGGCGUCCUGUCUCGCAAAGCCUAUGCAGUUCUGGAUGACAGCAAGUCCAUGUUGUUUGAUGAAAGAGGCUGGAUUGCAACACGUCUUCCGGGUCGCAUUGAUGGCUAUCUGUUCGCUUACAAUGGCGACCACAAAGCGGCCAUCAAAGACUUUUACCGCAUCUCUGGAAACCAGCCCAUUUUACCCCGAUUUACGCUCGGGAAUUGGUGGUCUCGAUACCACGAAUACACCGCCAGCGAGUAUCUCGAGCUUAUGGACCACUUUAAGCGCGAAGGUAUACCUCUCAAUGUCGCUGUCAUCGACAUGGACUGGCACAAGGUCAACAUACCGCCAAAGUACGGUUCAGGAUGGACUGGCUACAGCUGGAAUCGCGACCUCUUUCCGGAUCCAGAGGGCUUCCUUAAGGAACUCCACCGCCGGAAUCUGAAAGCCACACUCAAUGACCAUCCGGCUGACGGCAUCCGAGCCUUCGAGGAUCUGUACAAGGAGGUGGCCAAAGCUUUAAACCACGACACGUCUAACGAAGCGCCCAUUCUUUUUGACUGUACUGACCGAAAGUUCAUGGACGCCUAUUUCGACGUUUUGAAGGCCAGCCUCGAGAAGCAAGGUGUUGACUUUUGGUGGAUUGACUGGCAACAGGGGAACCAAUCUAAGAUACCCGGCGUGGACCCUCUGUGGGUGCUCAACCACUACCACUAUCUUACCAGCCAGCGCAAUUUGGCGACUCUGCAGAGACCCCUCACAUUCUCUCGAUAUGCCGGAGCCGGCUCACACCGGUACCCAAUCGGCUUCUCUGGCGACACCCAAAUCACUUGGGAGGGUCUAGACUUUCAACCCGAAUUCACCGCCACUGCCUCAAAUAUUGGCUACGGAUGGUGGAGUCAUGAUAUUGGCGGACAUUGGGGUGGCGUCCGAUCUAACCAGUUGACGGUCCGCUGGGUACAGCUAGGAUGCUUCUCACCUAUCCUGCGGCUGCACUCUACCAAGAACCUGUGGAAUUCCAAGGAGCCGUGGAACUUUGAGAAGGACGCCCACACAAUCAUUAAAGACUUCCUCAUCCUCCGCCAUCGAUUGAUCCCCUUCCUCUACACUAUGAACAUCCGGGCCAGUUAUGAGAAUGAGCCACUGAUCCAGCCCGUGUAUUGGAAUCAUAAGGAUGCGGAGGCUUACACGGUACCUACUCAGUACUACUUCGGGCCAGAUCUCAUCGUGGCACCCAUCACGUCGCCAGACAGCAGUACCACGCUCAUGGGCGGGGUGCGUGCCUGGCUGCCCCCUGGCCGUUUCGUUGAUCUCUUCCAACCCCACCUUGUCUACGACGGGAACCGCUACGUCCAUCUUCACCGCGAUUUGACCCAGAUUCCGGUUUUGGGAAAAGAGGGGACGAUCAUACCGCUCGACAGCAAGCCGAGGCUGGAGAACGGCGCUCCGAGACCAACCGAGAUUACGAUCCUCCUCGUCGUCGGCGCCGAUGGUCAAUUCGAGCUUGUCGAAGAGCCUGAGAAACCUGAUCCCUCUCCACAGCCGCCACUGAGCUCGUUUGUGCGGACCCCCAUUACAUGGAAUCAGAAGGACGGCAUCCUUGUUAUCGGUCCCGAGUGGAAUGGCUCCGGAAAGUGGCGGCAGUGGAACGUCAAGCUGGUCGGGCACACCAACUCGGACAUUCAGGCGCGCGUGCCCGGCUUCAGGGUCACGCAGGAGGACGGGUGCACGACGAUCGCGCUGGGAAAUGUGCAUCGGUGGAACCCAGACGGAUUUGAGAUUGCGCUGGGCUCCGACCUGCAGCUGGAUGUUGUUGAUAUCAGGACGCGGUUGUUCGACAUGCUGCAUCGGUGCGAGAUGUGGUAUGAUUCAAAGGAUCCGGUCUGGAAUCUUGUCACCAACUCGGCUGAUCCAAUUGAGACACGGGUCAAGCAAUUGCAAAGCCUGAAUGUCGACGCUGCGCUGAAGAACGCCGUCAUGGAGAUCUGGGCAGCCGACGGGCGGGCAUCAGGGAACGCGACGGGACAUGAGAUUUGGGCCAAUGUGCAGGGCAACGGAGUUGAAGGCGUUGAGGAGGCGUUGAGGGACUAUGUCAUUGUUUGA